CCCGUCUUUAUGACGUCACUUGACAGGCCAAAUUCAGGAAGUGAAUUCUCUCGCUUGUUGUUUUGUGUUCGUCUCCCCCCCGAACAAAGUUGACACAGACGCGGGGCACGAAAUGGCGACAUUUAUUUCCGUGCCGCUUAAAAAGUCUUCAGACGUGGACUUGGUCAAACCGCUGUCGAAAUACGUGACGUCCACGUACCCGGCGGGCGACGAGCAGGCGGAGUACAUCCGAGCCGUGGAGGAGCUCAACAAGCUUCGGCGGAGCGCGCUUGGAAGGCCCUUGGACAAACACGAGAGCUCCCUGGAGAUUCUUCUCAGAUAUUACGACCAACUGUGCGCUGUGGAGCCCAAGUUUCCCUUCAGUGAAAACCAGCUGUGCUUAACCUUCACAUGGAAAGACGCCUUUGAUAAAGGCUCGCUGUUCGGCGGUUCCGUCAAGCUGGCUUUGGCCAGCUUGGGAUACGAGAAGACAUGCGUGCUGUUCAAUGCGGCGGCGCUCGCUAGCCAGAUUGCCUCCGAGCAGAAUCUGGAAAAUGACGAGGGCCUGAAAAACGCCGCCAAAUUCUAUCAGCUGGCCAGCGGCGCCUUCAGCCACAUCAAAGACACGGUCCUGUCGGCUCUCAACCGCGAGCCCACCAUGGACAUCGCCCCAGAAACUGUGGGCACCCUGAGCAUGAUUAUGCUGGCGCAGGCCCAGGAAGUCUUCUUCCUCAAAGCGACUACAGACAGAAUGAAGGACGCCGUCAUAGCCAAGCUGUCAAAUCAGGCGGCAGAGUUCUACGGUGAUGCCUUCAAGCAGUGUCAGUACAAAGACAACCUGCCUAAGUAUUUUUACUUUCAGGAAGUGCUACCGGUGCUGGCGGCCAAGCACUGCAUCAUGCAGGCCAACGCCGAGCUCCACCAGAGUGUCCUUGCCAAGCAGAAAAAGCGCUUUGGCGAGGAGAUCGCCCGCCUGCAGCACGCGGCCGAGCUGGUGAAGACGGUGGCGUCCCGCUACGACGAAUACGUGAGCGUCAAGGACCUGACGGACAAGAUCAACCGAUCGCUCGUCGCCGCCAAGAAAGACAACGACUUCAUUUACCACGACCGCGUGCCUGAGGUGAAGGACCUGGAGCCCAUCGGCAAGGCGGUGCUCGUUAAAGCCACCGCAAUCUCGCCGCCGCUUAGCCAGAAGUUCGCAGAUGUGUUUGAGAAGAUGGUUCCCAUGGCGGUGCAGCAAUCCAUGACUGUGUACAGCCAGCGCAAAUCAGAGACAGUCAACAGACUGGUGGGAACCAUGCGCGAGGCCACCAACCUCUGCAACGGGGUGCUGGCGUCUCUCAACCUUCCAGCCGCUUUGGAGGACCUCUCCGGGGACUCCAUCCCGCAGUCCAUCGCCGAGAAGUCGCGCUCCAUCGUGCAGCAGGGGGGGCUGCAGAGCAUCGAGCAGCUCAUCAAGGACUUGCCUGAGCUUCUUACUCGCAACAGGGAGAUUCUAGAUGAGGCACUGAAAAUGCUGGACGACGAGGAGACGACGGACAACGAGUUGAGAGCCAAAUUCAACCAACGCUGGAACAGGACGCCGUCUGGGGAUCUCUACAAGCCCCUUCGCGCCGAGGGCGCAAAUUUCCGCAGCAUCCUGGACAAGGCUGUACAGGCGGACCAAGUGGUGAAGGACCGCUACAACGCCCACUGUGAAAUGAUCGCGCUGCUGUGCAAGCCCGAGAGCGAGCUGAGCGCCGCGCUGCCCUCCGCCAACCCCAUGAAGACGCUGCAGGGCAGCGAGGUGGUGAACGUGCUGCGUGCGCAGCUGGCCCAGCUGGACGAGGUGAAGCGGGAACGCGAGGCUCUGGAGUCCGACAUCAAGGGCGUGACCUUCGACAUGUGCGGGACCUUCCUGACGGCGCUGGCCAAGGACGGCGCCAUCAACGAGGAGCAACUCUCGCUGGGGCAGCUGGACAAGAUGUACAGUGAGCACAACCAGAAGGUGCAGGCCAGCCUUCGCCAGCAGGAGGAGCUGCUGGGAAAAAUUCAGGUGGCGCAUCAGGAGUUUAGCAGUCUGAAGCAGUCCAACACAGAGGCCAACCAACGCGAGGAGGUCCUCAAGAAGCUGGCCUCGGCCCACGACAGCUACGUGGAGAUCAGCAGCAACCUCCGCGAAGGCACCAAGUUUUACAACGACCUGACGGAGAUCCUGCUCAAGUUCCAGAACAAAUGCUGUGACAUUGUCUUUGCUCGCAAAACGGAGCGAGAUGAGCUCCUUAAGGAGCUGCAGCAGAGUAUCGCCCGUGAGCCCAGCGCCCCCAACUUCAACGUGCCCGCUUACCAAAGCCAACCCCCGACCGCCCCUGGCGGGCCCACUCCUGCACCCCGGACAAUAUUUGUCCCUCCGCAGGCGCCUCCGCAGACCCAAGACAAAUCCCUGCCACCUGCCAGACCCCCUCCACCCAACCUGACUCCAGCGGCUAGUACACCCGUCACCCCUACACCCACAGGCAACCCACCCCCGGUGGCGCCACCCUCCGCGGCGCAGGGACCCCCUUACCCCGCCUACCAGGGGUACCCGCAGUACUUCCAGAUGCCGAUGGGCUACAACCCGUAUGCCUACGGCCAGUACAAUGUACCCUAUGUGCCCUACCAGGCGCCACCGGGCCAGGCUGGCUACCCGGGCGCUCCUCCAGGCACACAGGGCUACCCCGGAUACCCUCAGCAACCCUCACAGCAGAACUACUACCCUCAGCAAUAAACCACCGUCACUACAGCAGCGCCCCCUAACACUUUCCUCCUUCUUUGCAGAAAGUUUUAUACGCCCUUAACUUUUCUUUACCUUCUGGGAUCUUCAAGGCACUUUUCCCCCCUCCUUUUGAUUGAAGCACUAACCCAAAAUGGCCGCUGUCCCCGACUGGAGUGCGCUGGAGGACAUCCCCCAGCGGGUACAGGUGGUGUGUAAGCCCCGCCCCACUUUAUCAGCUUUCCUAUUUUUGUAAUUCACCCCUAACCACCUCGUUUAUGCACACAUGGGUUUCUUUUCUAAUAUCUGUGAAAUACAGGCAAUGUGGCUGUUUAGAUCGCUUUCCGCCGACAAUGUCACAAUCACAAGCUGUACAACCCGAGAGACUUGCUCUAUUAUUAUUGAAUAUGAAUAUAUGUAUAAAACAAUAUGACUGGCUAACACAGGGGAAAUUCUUGUCUUCUUUGCAGGGAAGUUGCAGUAUCUUUACAAGGAGAAGAUAUACCAUAUUUUGAGUAUAAGUUGCACAUUAACAAAAAAAAUAAUAAUUAGCAAAAAUUAUAGAAAUUACAAUAAAAUAGGGAACAACAGUCUGCGUAAAACAACAAAUAGAAGUCACACCUGAGUAUACCCCAAACUAAACGGGGAAAAAAAGUGCAACUUAUAGUCAGAAAAACACGGUCGUGCUCAGGGCAUAGGCGAGCUAGGCCAUUGCCUAGGGCGUCAUCUAGGGGAGGGGGCGCAAAAUUGCUUUGGAGGAAAAAUUCUCAGGGAACGCAAAUUCUUAUUACGGCUGGAAUUAACGAUUAUUUUCAUAAUUGAUUAAUCUGGCAAUUAACUAAACGAUUAAUUUGGAUAAAUGUCACUCUUUUCAAUUACCUUGACGUUGGAGGCAUGUUGUAAGUAAUAAUGACAAAAUGGAUGACUGUCAUCAACUGUAUCAAUUAUCAAAUUUGUUAGGAACUAAUUUAUCAAUCGAUUAGCUGUUGCAGCAUUAUUAAGAAGCUAGUUUAGAAGGCAAGAUGUCCGAAAACUGGGAAAAAUCUGAAUUGAUGUUUUCCAAAGUAAAAGCAGAUUUUUGUAAUCUCUUACUUUGACUUACCAAAUAUAUAAUGAAGAAAUCUAAAUAUAGGGUUUGGGGUUGUUUUUCCUUUUUUGGUAUAAUUAUAAUUUUGCAUAAAGGGUUCCUCCUCUAAGCCGUGGCGGUCUGUUUCUUUUCGGUAGACAAAAUACUCCCAUACUACCGGCUUUUUUUUUUUUUUUUUUGAGGGCGGAAAAAGCUCAGGUUUAGUGUCACCGACACACAGGACAGAGCAACAACUUGAGGAGGAGGGGUGAGCGCUGCCGCACCAAGCCACGGAUUUCUCGCUGCAUUUUUGGGACUUAAAAAAUGGCUAAUACCGUAGUACGGUAUGACUGAAAAUUUUAGUGAUUUUGGAACCGUGGCGUUUUCAUACCAGCGUAAACCUUGAAACCAGUAAACGUCACAUGCCUCAUUUAUAUAUAUAUUCAGUGAUCCCUCGCUACUUCGCGCCCUCAUUCCAUCACGGAUCUUUUUUUCCCCAAUUAAAAUAAAAUAAAUAAAUGCAGUAUUUUAUAGAGCUGUCCUGAUCCGAUCACGUAGUCUCUCACUCUCGCUCCUGCUGCUUUUCUUGGUCAGGCAGUGCAAAUAAAGUUAACAAUGAUUGACAGACAGUUAAGGUCUGAUCUUGCCAGAGACGCUUACUUCAAAGCGCCGCAUGUGUCAAUCAUCGUUUAACUUGUUAAACAGCUGCUGUGGCAACUCAUUGUGUGUAAGUGAGCAGCUUGAGGUGAUUUGAGUGGACUCACUCAAUGAAGCAUUUAAUAAAGAAAAGCGUUUUUCUACUUUAUUCUUUUUUAAAAAUAAUUCGGUGGGACAGUAACAUGUUUACAACAUAAGUAUUACCUUUGAAGUGCUUAAAAUACAUAUAUGGCGGAAAACACUCAGGUGACUUGAAGUUUCGCUCUGAGACCCCCAAUUUGGCCAGAUUUCAAAAUUGUCCUAUAUGCAUGUGUAAUACAUCAGUGGAAAGCUUAAAAUCUCAAUUUUCUGGAAUGAAAUUUUGAACAGGAGGGCAUUACAAAAAAAAGAAGAAAAUUUUUUGCAGCAAAACCGUAACUGGAGGUGAGAGCUAGGCCUGUCGCGAUAACAAAUUUUAGUGUGCGAUAAUUUAGCUCAUAAAUUAUUGCGAUAUGCGAUAUUAUUGCUCCACCCCCCGCCAUUUUUUAAAAACCAAUUUACAAUAACACAGUGAGAAUACAGUAUAUAUUAAUAGAUCAAGUACACCCAUUCAAACGCGAUAUUUACUCUUAAAUUCCAAACUACUUUUUAAGAAAUUACAACUAAAAACAAUAGACCAUGCCUCUUAAGUAAAAGACAACAAUAUUGAUACCGCACAGAAACACAGAAUUAAAAAAAAUGUGUUUUUCAAGAAAAAAAUAAAAUAAAAUUGCACUCAAUAACUUAAGCAUUUAGGCAAAUGAAAACUUUUCCCGUCAUAGCUUCUAUACAAUGGUGUUCCAUAGGGAUGCAAUGAUACAGUUAAGUCACGGUUCGGUAGGAUUUUCGAUACGGGGGACAUGAUUUUGGAUCCGAUUCAAUACAUUUAAUGCUCUGGGGAAAAAAAUAACAUACUUUUUGUUUCGGGUUUUUUAUUUUUUUAAUUUUUUUUUGCUAACGAGCAAAAAUUGCCAACAUAUAAACAUGCAUUUUAGUGCAUAAUAUUUAUGUGCUUACUUCUUACUGAUCUAAAAAAAAUUGUAUAAAAGUGCUGAGAACAAUCUUUACUGUUUGUAAAGUGAGGCGGGGCACACUGUUGAUUGCUACAGCUCUCUUAGCAGCUAGGUUUACUACAUGAGCAAGACAUCCUAUUUGUGGUCCGAAUCCAUCUGUGUCACGUACUGAAUUAACAAUGUAUGCAACAUUAUCUAUAGUCACUGGUAUGGAUUGAUUUGGCCUUCUUAACUUCCAUUCAGUCAUGACAGUUUAGAAUUCAUCGAUGUAGUAUAUGGACUACGUGUCCCAUAAUCAAUCUGGGCUCACGUGGCCAAUGGCACGGGACGUAGCACAUCUAGUUUGCUAUUUCAUGAUAUCUAGUGUGUGCGCGCAUUAAAAAAAGCUAGCAAACGCCGCUGAAGUCACGUCUGCUCAUUACUACACAACACCAGCAUAUGACAAUCGACUUCAUAAACAGGAAGAGUUUGACGCACAGCGCUCUUAAUUUGCCACGCAAUGUUCAUUCAGCUGUUCGUUGUCAGAGCGAGGUUGUUCGUAGCAGCCAAGUCGGUAACAAUGUUUUGGCGGACUUCGUUGUAAAUAUCCGAUGUUGCGCUGAAAAAUUGCCGCCCCGCGUGAAAUGUCACCCCUGACGGGAGCGCCCACACGUCAACAACACCGGCACGCCGGAGAUGGUCCGCAGUCAAUCCGGAACAUUGACGCUGGUAUGCGUUGAACAAUAGAAUAUAAUGGGAAUAAUUGGCUCCGGCGCUAUUUUUUGCCGGACCUGGAACGAAGAUGCAUUUUGCGCAGUUGGUAACAAGGAAUCCCAACUUUUAACAGCACGUCUGCUGCACGCGAGGUGAUAAAUCGCAGCGGAAAAAUUACCGCCUUCAUUUUUAUUUAUCGUGCGAUAAAUGGAAUUAUUGCAUAUUGCCACAGGCUUAGUGAGAGGUCGAGAGAGCAUAAUUAAAGACGCCAUGAUUUUAACGAAUUAUCGCGUACUUACCAUAUUUCGAUCCAAAAACUUCAUGUAGUAUGUAUCACCGAGUGUCAAGACACAGCUGUGAAUGGCCACAGCCGGAUUUUUGGGGGGAUUUUAUGGGUGAAACAUGGUAAAGGAGUCAUGGUCAAGGAGUGGUCGAGAUUUCUUUUUCAUGUAUUUACCUUUUUAAAAGUUUUUUUCGAUUUUUCUUUGUUCUGAUUAUCAUCUACAGUGCCUUGCAAAAGUAU
Corythoichthys intestinalis (scribbled pipefish) is the source of this 6680-nucleotide messenger RNA. RefSeq names its product programmed cell death 6 interacting protein (gene pdcd6ip). Gene Ontology annotation, molecular function: protein binding. The transcript has 17 exons. The coding region runs from base 113 to 2725 and encodes 870 amino acids. Gene Ontology annotation, cellular component: endosome. The record is from RefSeq and is a predicted model, not a curated record. NCBI's taxonomy places the organism in Eukaryota, Metazoa, Chordata, Actinopteri, Syngnathiformes, Syngnathidae. Gene Ontology annotation, biological process: multivesicular body sorting pathway; mitotic cytokinesis.